Antrostomus carolinensis (chuck-will's-widow) is the source of this 1644-nucleotide messenger RNA. RefSeq names its product inositol polyphosphate-5-phosphatase K (gene INPP5K). NCBI's taxonomy places the organism in Eukaryota, Metazoa, Chordata, Aves, Caprimulgiformes, Caprimulgidae. The record is from RefSeq and is a predicted model, not a curated record. The transcript is spliced from 13 exons. Gene Ontology annotation, molecular function: phosphatidylinositol-3,4,5-trisphosphate 5-phosphatase activity; phosphatidylinositol-4,5-bisphosphate 5-phosphatase activity; inositol bisphosphate phosphatase activity. Gene Ontology annotation, cellular component: plasma membrane; cytoplasm; ruffle. The coding region runs from base 1 to 1644 and encodes 547 amino acids. Gene Ontology annotation, biological process: negative regulation of phosphatidylinositol 3-kinase/protein kinase B signal transduction; negative regulation of insulin receptor signaling pathway; phosphatidylinositol dephosphorylation.
AUGGCAUCCUUCAGUAGCGAAGAUUCGUUUCAAGAUUCGACAUCCCUUUCCCUAAAUGAUUUAGAAAACCUGCACAACUUGCGCAGCCGGUCUGCGAGUCUCGGCAGCACAGGCUCCAUUGGCCGCUUCCAGCUCCGUCAGCGAGUAGCCCAGCUUAUGGCUUGUGUAGAGGACAUCAGCUCAGAUGAUGAAAUUCAUGAAGAAGUGUCUCGCACUCUAGAUGAAGCUUUCCUUAUCUGGGGAAAAAAGCUGAAGGAUAAGUGGCAAGAAUUCAGAUUACACAUAGUUACCUGGAAUGUUGGCACAGCUUCUCCACCUCCUGAUGUCACUAGUUUACUUCAGCUUAAUUCACUGGGCCCAACUAUGGAUAUGUAUGUUAUAGGCUUACAGGAGGUGAACUCAAGAAUCACAAAUUUUCUCUCUGACUUGGCAUUUGAUGAUCCGUGGAGCAUUUUUUUCAUGGCUGUAUUGUCUCCAUUGGGAUAUAUGAAGCUCUCCUCCGUUCGCAUGCAGGGAUUGCUACUCCUGAUCUUUGUGAAGCAUGUCCACCUUCCUUUCAUACGGGACGUUCAUACCCACUACACGCGCACAGGCCUGUAUGGAUACUGGGGGAACAAAGGAGGAGUCACCAUUCGCAUGUCCCUCUAUGGUCAUACAAUUUGUUUCAUGAACUGCCACUUGCCAGCUCACAUGGAGAACACAGAGCAGCGGUUGGAUGACUUUGAGAAAAUUCUGGAAAUGCAGUUUGAAGGAGAGAAUAUUCCAAGUACCUUGGAUCAUGAUGUUCUCUUCUGGUUUGGAGAUCUGAACUUCCGGAUAGCAGACUUUGGCAUACAUUUUGUACGAGAGUCAAUAAAUAACAAGCGUUACAAUCUGCUGUGGGAGAAGGACCAGUUAAAUAUGGCAAAAAAGAAGGAAGCAUUUCUUCAGGAUUUCAUAGAGGGUCCUCUGCAGUUUAAACCCACCUACAAGUUUGACCUUUAUUCGGAGGUAUAUGAUACGAGUGAGAAGAAAAGAAAGCCAGCAUGGACUGAUAGAAUUCUUUGGAGAAUGAAAAAUCUCUGCCAGAAUGCAUCAAAGGAAGACGAAUUCUCUGAAGAACAGACAAUUUCUGUUACUUUGAAUAACUAUAUCAGUCACAUGAGCUAUGGCAUCAGCGAUCACAAACCUGUUACAGGAACUUUUGGGCUUCAGUUGAAGCCUCUUGUAUCAGAUCCUUUAAUCACAGUAAAUCCAGAGGGGGAGUGGAGCGCGGAACAUGAUGUUCUAAUCAGCUAUUCUGCUGUGCCUGAUUUCCCAAGCAGUGCUUGGGACUGGAUUGGACUCUUCAAGGUGGCUUUCAGGCAUGUGAAUGACUAUGUUACUUAUGCUUGGGUAGAAGAUGAUGAAAUUUCUUCUAACAAAGACAGUAAACAAGUUUACAUGAGUGCUGCCGAAAUACCUGAUGUAGGAGGAGAAUUUUUGCUUUGUUAUUAUAGCAAUAAUUUGCAGUCCAUAGUUGGUAUCAGCCAGCCUUUUCAGAUUCAGCCUAACAGAACAUUAAUAGAAACGGAUCCGACACAGGAAGAGAACAGUUGGAUGCAGAAACCUGACAAUCUGGAAUCAGGAGAUUCUGUGGAGAGCUCAAAGAACGGUGCUCUUUGA